Messenger RNA from Rhododendron vialii, 1616 nucleotides. RefSeq lists its product as uncharacterized. Gene Ontology annotation, biological process: recombinational repair. NCBI's taxonomy places the organism in Eukaryota, Viridiplantae, Streptophyta, Magnoliopsida, Ericales, Ericaceae. Bases 99 to 1310 code for a protein of 403 amino acids. The transcript has 7 exons. The record is from RefSeq and is a predicted model, not a curated record.
AAAAAUGGGGACGGAGAAGUACUAAAAUGCAAGAAUCAAAUGGUUGUGCUUUUGCUUGCAGACUGUGGAAACUGGAACCAAAGUAGAAAAUAGACUGAAUGGAGGUACCUUGGGAUGCCUUAGACCUAGACGACUCUGAUCUCCCCUCUCUCCUCCGCCCUUGCAAACGCCAAACUCACCACCACCACCACCAACAAAAACAACCCCUCGACGAUCACAAUCACAACCCCGGCUCACUGUCACAGCAAUCUCCGCGCAUCAUUCCGGGCCCCGCAGGUGCCGUCCAGGCCGCCAUGCUCCGUAAGGCUCUCGCCAAUCGAAACCCCGUUGCCGCUGCCGGCAUUGAUGACGAUGAUGCUCCAGUCACUACCCAGGAGUACAUCAGGAGGGCGUUGGAAGACGGAGAAGAUGACGAUGAUUUCAAUCGCAACCCCUGGCUUUCCGUCCUAGAAUUCCUCGGUCACCAAGGAGCAGUGGAUUCUUUGGACUCUAUCAAGAAAUGCCGAUACAUUGACAAACUUGAUCAGGUUGUUGCUAUCAUCAAAACAUGCACACCAAACGGCCUCGGUGAUCUGAUUGCCACGCUGAAGGAUCCUACGGGUACAAUUGACGCUAGCAUUCAUCAUAAAGUUCUUGAUGACGUUGAGUUAGGAAAGCACAUUUCAGUUGGUUCUGUCUUGAUUCUCCAAAAGGUUGCUGUAUUUGUCCCCUGUCAAUCUGCACACUGUCUUAACAUAACAGUAAGCAAUGUGGCCAAGGUCAUCUCUAAGGACAGCGGACCUCUAAUAAAACAAGGUUGCCCUGUAUCAGUAAUCAGACCUGUUCGUAGAGGUGGUGAAUACACAGGUAAUGUUCCCAAGGUCAUUUCUCUGGAGUCGGACAGAAUUGAAGGCAUCGUGGACAAUGUCAGGCAAUCUGGUAGUAUGAGAAAUCCUGCUCAAAUUGAUAAGCUAAUGGACAAAGGAAAUCCAACUCAACUGAGUGGGCACUGUGGAGAUCAAAAUGGUGCUCUAGGGGCUCUAGAAAUCAUGAAGAAGACAGCAAGAAUAGAUUGCAUUGAUGAUGACCAAAGGGGUUUGGAAUUUGGGGACAGAGUGAAACCUGGAGGCUAUCAACCAAGUAGCCUCCAGCAUAGUAGCCCUGUGGCAAAGUUGGCUGAGAGCCAGAAUGAUCAAGAUAGUCAGAUAAUAAAUGGAACUCAGAACCAAAGACAGACAGUGAUAUCAAAAGCCUUCAUUCCCGAAUGGACAGAUGAACAACUAAAUGAGCUUUUUGCCGCUGAAAGCGAUGAUGGCUACUCGAUUUUCUGAUGCCAAACUGGUCCUUGCAACUCAAGGGGAGGAGUAUUUACCAAUGUGCAGCGAAGAAUCUUUUUGGUCAAUCUUAUUAGCUGAACACCAUAUAAAAUACUGUGUUUUUUUUUUUUUUUUUUGAACGAAUCUUUAAUGCGGUGACAAAUAUAUUGUAAAGCUUUUUUCUUGACGUUCAUCAUCUGGUGGUUAGUAUUCCAUUGUCAAUAAAUAUUGGUUGGAAUUUUUUGAAUGUGGAUUUCUAUGCCUGAAGUUUGCAAUAAAUUUUGGGUGUUCUUUUUGUCUAAAAUGCCCUUGGGUUUGUGC